UGUGCUUACAGGGAGGCGUAAAUCGAAACCAGUGUUUUGUUGAUACUCCAUUGUAGUCGCAGUAGUCGAGUGCGCGUACAAUACCGGAAGGAGAAUCAGAUAUAUAAAAUCGACAUACAACUCUACGUAGUUUUUCAAGCCGGGUGUGUAAAAAGUGACCGGUUUUCGUAAAUAUAUAUACAAAAAAAAGUGUGAAGCAAACAUAUUCGAUAUUUUUUAUCACCUGUUUUAUUCAUAAGAUCGAAAACCUCGAAAAAUAUGAACGGAAUAGUAGAAAGUCACACGAACGGAUCGGGCGAUCUUAACGGAUGCGGCGAUAUAAUUACGCAAAACCAACAGAAAGGUUGUUGGACUAUCGGUCUCAUAAAUUCCAAGUGUCGGUACUUAACGGCCGAAACGUUCGGUUUCAAAAUCAACAGCAACGGUACUUCGCUCAAAAAGAAACAGAUAUGGACUUUGGAGCCCGAUACAUCCGGCGCUGGAGACAGUUUGAUAUACUUAAAAUCGCACUUGGGGAAAUAUUUAGCAGUAGAUUCAUUCGGUAACGUCACUUGUGAAAGCGAAGAAAAAGAACCGGGUUGUAAGUUACAAAUAAGCGUAGCCGAAGACGGUACCGGUAGAUGGGCCCUCCGCAACGUCGUACGAGGAUACUUUUUGGGUGCUUCCGCCGAUAAAUUAACCUGUACGGCUAAAGUACCGGGUGACGCGGAAUUUUGGCACGUACAUUUGGCGGCUAGACCCCAAAUGAAUUUGAGAUCGGUCGGUAGGAAACGUUUUGCUCACUUAUCGGAGAACCUCGACGAAAUUUACGUCGACGCUAACGUUCCUUGGGGCGAAGACACGCUUUUCACCCUCGAAUUCAGAUUGGAGGAAUCCGGAAAAUACGCCAUUCACACUUGCAACAAUAAAUAUCUUUCCAUGAAUGGUAAAUUAGUGGAUAGUUGUAAUAAAGACUGUCUCUUCACUGCCGAAUACCACAGUGGCCAAUUAGCUUUAAGAGACCGCAACGGUCAAUAUUUGAGUCCCAUCGGUUCGAAAGCUGUGUUGAAAACUCGUUCCAAUACGGUUACCAAAGACGAACUCUUCUCUUUGGAAGAUUCACUUCCUCAAGCCAGUUUCGUAGCCGCCUUGAAUACCAGAUUCGUUUCCGUUAAACAAGGUGUAGAUGUAACUGCUAACCAAGAAGAAAUAUCAGAUCACGAAACCUUCCAAUUGGAAUUCGAUUGGAAUACCAAGAGAUGGUACAUCCGUACAAUGCAAGAUAAGUAUUGGACCCUCGAAACCGGAGGGGGUAUUCAAGCUUGCGGUGACAAAAGAUCAUCUAACGCCUUAUUCGACCUCUCCUGGCAAACCGACGGAUCCGUAGCGUUCAGAGCUAAUAACGGACGUUACGUCAUUACCAAACGUUCCGGUCACUUUUACGCUACCUCAGACACUAUCGACGACACCUGCAGAUACUUCUUCUAUCUCGUCAACAGACCCAUUUUGGUAUUAAAAUGUGAACAAGGCUUCGUGGGAUAUAAAUCGACAACGAAUCCUAAAUUGGAGUGCAAUAAGGCUACUUACGAGACCAUACAAGUCGAGAGGGGAGAAAAGGGAAUUGUUUAUUUCAAAACUCACGAAGGAAAAUACUGGCAUGCUGAUAGUGAAAGUGUAACCGCCGAUUCAGAUACACCGGAGGGUUUCUAUUUAGAAUUGAGAGAACCUACACGUCUGUGUAUCAAAACUUCGACUGGUAAUUACUUAACGGCGAGCAAAAACGGAUGUUUCCGUAUAGGUGACAGCAAUAUCGAAAGUGCUACACAAUGGGAAUACUAAGAUUAUUCUCAAUUAACUACUAUUUGUUUAAUUAUUAAUAAUAUUUAUUUUUGCUAGAUUUUAAUUAUGUAUUUAGUGCUGUGGAGUGAAAAUUUUUAAAAUAUUAUACGAGCAAAUACUUAAUUUCGAAACAACUGUGUUCAAAAUAUCAUUUUAUUUCUUUUUACGUUUUUUUUUUAUUGUCUACGUUUAUUUAUAUGGAAAUUAUUUUUUUAUAAUACAAAACAACACUAGCCAAAAUAAAAAAACGAGUAAACUGCCAAAAUAUACUAACAUUUUGUAUGUAUAUAUAAAUAUCUUGAUAAUAUACGAGUCCUACUUGAUAAAUUAAUUAUUUCAAAUUUACAGGUAUGUAUAUUAUAUACGAGGAGAGAAUGUAACUGAUUCUGACUCACCCUGUAAACAGAAAUGUGUUUUCUGUAUUAAUUGAUAUGAUUUUAGUUAUUUUAGUAUUUUUGGUCAUAAAAAAAUUGAUAUUUUCGAUAUGUUUUUUAUCAUUUUGUUAAUUUUUUGGGGUAUAUAACAUAAAAAUGUUAGAAAACCUAAAUUUUGACACUUUUUUUGUUAGUGAAGAACCCAAAAACUAUAAAUUCCCUGAUUUGUCCCCAAAAACUGUACUUCAAAUUUGUUUUUAGGAAAGUACGUACAAAAAUGGAUAAUUUAGAAAAACCUAACCUAACUUUAUUUGGAAAUGAGGUAUGCCCUAUUGUUAGUCAUAAAAAAUUGAUAAUUUCCAAAUUUUUUAUCCAUUUUGUUCAUAUUUUGGUGCAAUGAACAUAAAAAUGUUUGAAAACCAAAAUUUUGAUACUUUUUUUGUUAGUGAAGAACCCAAAAACUAUAAAUUCCCUGAUUUCUCCCCAAAAACUUGUACUUCAAUUUUUUUCUCGGAAAGUACGUACAAAAAUGGAUAAUUUAGAAAAACCUAACCUAACUUUAUUUGGAAAUGAGUUAUGCCCUAUGGUUAGUCAUAAAAAAUUGAUAAUUUCCAAAUUUUUUUAUCCAUUUUGUUCAUAUUUUGGUGCAAUGAACAUAAAAAUGUUUGAAACCCAAAAUUUUGAUACUUUUUUUGUUAAUGAAAAACCCAAAAAUCCUAAAUUUCCUGAUUUGUCUCCAAAAACCGUACUUCUAAUUUUUUUUUCGGAAAGUACGUACAAACCUAACCUAACUUUAUUUGGAAAUGAGGUUUACUCUAUUUUUAGCUAUAAAAAAUUAAUAUGUUUCAGUUUAGUUCAGAUUUUUUUUUAAAUUCUUCAUUUUUAUACGUACUUUCUGAGAAAAACUACAUUUUUCGAAAAAAAAAAUUCAAGUGAAGUUUUCGCAGAGAAAAUAAUUGAAAAUUUUUUUUUCCAUUUUUCAUGUCUUGAAAUAGGACCCAAUAGGACACCACCUUAAAAGUUUUAAAUAUACAGAGCAUUUUUUAUUUAUAAUAAAUAAUAAUUUAUAUUUUGCUAGUUUUUAGUGCAAACUAUCUAAAUUAUGGUGUAUCCUUUUCAAAUUCAUGUAAUUAUACUAAAAAGAAUUGUCAAUUUAACAAAUUGAUCGUUUAUCGAAAUGAAAAUCAUCUAGAGGUAAAAUCGUGAAAUCAAUGUCUUUAUUACCAGUUGUUGCAUUUAUUAUUUAACAUGUAGGCUCAAAAAAAUAUAUUUAAAAAAAAACGUUUAUUUUUUACAUAUCCCUUAGGUGUUAAGGAGCUUUUUGCAAUUUUUUAUAGUCCUGUUGUCUUUUUAUAGCUUUUCCAGCGACGUUUAUAUUUAUAUAUGUACGGGUCCGAAUACAAUGGAUACUUUUUUUGUAUGAUGAAUGUAUAAUCUCUAAAUAUAUAUCUGUCUGUA
This is a messenger RNA of Diorhabda carinulata, 3650 nucleotides long. RefSeq names its product protein singed (gene singed). Gene Ontology annotation, molecular function: actin filament binding; protein-macromolecule adaptor activity. The record is from RefSeq and is a predicted model, not a curated record. The transcript has 8 exons. Gene Ontology annotation, cellular component: actin cytoskeleton; cytoplasm. The coding region runs from base 259 to 1818 and encodes 519 amino acids. NCBI's taxonomy places the organism in Eukaryota, Metazoa, Arthropoda, Insecta, Coleoptera, Chrysomelidae. Gene Ontology annotation, biological process: establishment or maintenance of cell polarity; cell migration; actin filament bundle assembly.